Molecule: messenger RNA, 3859 nt
Organism: Porites evermanni
Lineage: Eukaryota; Metazoa; Cnidaria; Anthozoa; Scleractinia; Poritidae
Source: the annotation of a GenBank genome assembly
AUGGAUGGAAAGAAAAAGAGAAAAAGGAGACACGAGGAUAAUGCGAGUGAGUCGAGCUCAAGCGACGGAGGACAAGAAGCGAAGUCGCGAAAAACCGAGAGAAGAGACGAAUCGCAACAAAAUGCGAAAAAGAGGAGGAAAAAGAAAAAAAGAGAUGAUAAAAAGCAUAGGUCUAGCAGCAGCACUUUUUCUAGUGACAGCGGUAGCGAGCAUUCUCCUAGCAAAGAUGUCGGGACAAGUAAAAAGAAGAGAAAACAUUCUCAUAAAGAGAAACUGAAAAGAAGGAAAGAAAAGCGGAGAAGAAAACGGGAGAGGAAGGAAAAGAAAAGUAAACGACGCAAGGAGAAAGAGUUAAAAGAGACGCGUGCUGAGAAUAAGGAAAAAGAGAUCUCGAAGAACUCUCCACCUCAAGGUCUGAAAUAUUUGCUAAUAAGCAAAAUAUGUAUGACUAUGUACUAGUAAAAUAUAACCUGCCACUUAAUUUGGCCGCUAUUCCAUUUUGCUCCCCAGCAAAAAAAUCCCAUUGGGGAGCUUAUUAAAGGAGCUAUGGUAGUUUAAGUUCUCCAUGACCAGACCACACCAUGCUCUUGUAUGAAACUGUGUGUUAAGAUUGUAAAAAAAUCUCAGUAAAAUCGGCCUUAGCUUGUAGAGCAUUUUAAAUUUUUGCACACAGAUGCUGUCAGAGUUAUUUUGAUAAUACAGAAAUAGUAUCUAUAGAGCAAGCAAGUCUCAUCCCACCUCUUUCCUAGGCGUUUUUAAUUGAUAAAUCGAUAACAAUCAUUAGUAAAUUAUCAAGAUUGAUAUCGAUUUCCCAUAUCGUUUGAUAGAAAAUGAUAUUGAAAAAACAUUGUGACUUCGAUUAAUAUCGAUUUCUGGUAGAAAUCAAUAAUGAUAGAUUUCUCAAUAGUAUUAUCGAUUACUAUUGAAUAUUAUUGGAAAAGACUUAAAUUCAACAUAAGAUGGCAAGGAUCUGGAAGACUUAAAAGCCCUUUUACAUGUACCACUUUGAAUUAGAUUUCCAAUUAACCUACUUGUAGCCGCAUCCUCCACUGACGAAGGAAAAACAGGAAGAGGGAUCCUCCUCUCUCCACUUUUCCUUUGUCAGGGGGAGGGUGUGGCUACACAUAGGCUAAUUUCCAAUCUGAGCAUGAUUGCAAAAAACAAAUACAAGAUGCCUCUUAUGGUGCUUGAUUGGAUGGACAUGUAAAAAUUUAUUAACACCAAAGAAACAAAAAAAUGGAACACAAUGAAGACUAUGCCUGGAGUAGUUGCUGAUUCAGAAAUAAAAAUAAUGUGUUAAGCUAAAGUCGGUCUUGUCGGUGUUGUUUGCCAAAUAGCAUCGUCAUGUUCAAAAUAUCAGCACCAUAUGCUCCUCAAGAUUAUUGCUUGUUAUCGAUUACUUCUGAUUACUGUUGAUUGUUUAAAAUCAAUUUUUUAAUCAAUACUAAUCGAUAAAUAAUUUUUCUGUGACUACGAUGGCUAUCGGUUGAUAUCAAUAUUAUAUUGAUUGAUUUCCAACAUCGAUUUUUAUUGAUUAGCUAUGCCUGGCUCUUUCUGAUAUUUCUGGAUUCACCUUGCUGCAGAUUACUGAAUGUAAACAUACAAGCGGCAAAUGGAUCUAAUUCCAUUCAUGGCAAGCAUUCCUGAAAGAAGAUUUAUUCUUUCAGAGGUCAAAAGAGAUGGGCAACUCAGACAUUUUAGUGAAUCUUCAUUGUAUGUGGAUAAUCUUACACAAGAGAUGCAAACAGCCAUUUAAUGUUUUGGGUCUUAUUUCAGAUGCCGAUAAAUUGAAGAAAAAACCCACUUCACCUGAUUCUGGAAGUGACACUGCACCCAAAAAGAGGUAGCUAUAGAAAAAACCUUGUAACUUUCAGUAAACAAAAUUACUCCUACAUAGGGAGUGAUUCAUUACUAGAAACCGGGUUUGUUGCAUCUAAAAAUAACUUUAGUGUCAACGGUUCUAGCAGAAACGUGCUUAUUACGGUGACCAUCAUCAAUUUCCACAUGGUCCUCCAAGCCACACAAAGGUCAUCUGUGCAGGGCAAAGGCAGUAAUACCUACUGACCCAGUUAGUUUAAAAAGCAAUUGCCUUACUACCCCUUUCACAUUAUAUAACUACUGUAGUUGCAUCCCCUUUAACUGCUGUAAAUGCACUGUCUUUUGAAAUGAAUAAAUCACAAAACCAGGAAAUUUUCUGGACCUUUUUACAGCUAUUAGACCUUUUAGGUCUUCUUACAGAUGGAAAAGACAAAUUUCCCUGCCUUUUUAUAUACUACAACUAGUGAAAUUCCUACCCGUUCAUAUACCUGAGGCCCUUUUGGGUGGAGCCUUCCCAUAUAGGCUGUUAUGGGGAGUACCCCCCCCCCCCGGGCCUUAGCAGCGCAACCAUGUAAUACUAGUGAACACAACAUUACUAGAUUCAGAUCUUUAAGACCCUAGGAUAAGAAGGGGGCAUAGCCUUGGAAGUAAUAAUUUUUUUUUUCUUGGCCCUGUGGCUUCAGUGUGGCCUGUGCUUUCAAAAUGGCCAGUCCCACUGGCAAGUUCUGACUUUUCGGAAGCACCCUGGAAGUGUCAAGCUUUUAUGUGGUUGAUUAUUACGUUAAACUAACAAAUUUAAUUUGUGGAUUAAAGAUCUAUGGUUCCCAUGACAAAGGAAGAAUAUGAGAAACAGCAAGCCCAGAUUAGGAGAGUGUAUGACCCAGAGACUGGCCGACACAGGUAAAAAUGUUAGAAAUAUGUUUUAAAAAAGGGCUUUUUAAAUAAUUGACCAAUGUGCAAGUGGCUCAAUUACUCCUUGUGGAAAAAAGCCCAACAACAGUUCUUCAGAGGACACUAUACUCACAGGCAAUGCAUUACUGAUGCUUUGGAUAGAGUUCAUAUUAUUUUUCACAUUAGUACAUGUGUGCACAAAUAAUCAUUUAAAAUAAUAUUUUUCAACAGGCUUGUCAAAGGCACUGGUGAGAUUUUGGAAGAGAUUGUAAGUAGGGACAGACAUAAAGCCAUUAACAAGGUUAGUUUAAAAAGCAAAUUGUAUUUCCACACAUGCAGAUUAUAAUACAUUUGAUAACUUUCGAGAUUUACUUGGGUGUAUUCGCAUCAGGGGAUGUGUGGCACCUUUCAGUGGGGAGUUAAGUUAUAAUCAUUUUAUAAUCCUGAAGUGAUUGAGGACUUUCUGAGUAUCAUAAAGUAAAUGGUAGGGUUUUGGUUUGUUAUCUAGGCAUAAUAAUGUACUCUUUUUUUUUUCUAUAAGAAUAGAUUUUAUAAGAAUAUCAAGGCUGAAAUUUGCGAAAUUUUAGGAAUAUUUUAAGAAUAAACCCCAGGCUGAGAUUUUGAAAAGGAUAUAAUUUUUUGUGUUCAAAAACUUAAACACAAUACAAUUAUACAUGCAUGUUUUCAACUUAUUCCAUUCUUUGAACAGCAAAACUUGCCAACAAAACGAAAAAACCUGCACUUGUUAUAAUUGAUAGCCCCAUGUAUUCUAAAACUGAAAUGUCAUAAGCUAUAAUUUAAGAAUAAUACCAGAAUAUUUUCCGCCUAAAAUCGGCAGAGAAAUAAGAAUAUUCAGCCUGGGCCGGAGAAACAACAUUCUUAUUAAAAAAAGGAUGUUGUUUUUCUGUGAUUUUCCUCCUAAAUGUUAUCACAGAGAUUCAGCUCACAACUUUGCUUAAGGAAAAUGAAAGUGUCUACAGUAAAUGUGCACCCUUUUUUAUAACUGUAGAUGCAGUUUCAUUUGAUCCAAGACAUUUUUAGAGUUCAAUUAUAUUCAAAAACGAAGACGUUGCUCUUUCUGUUAUUUCAGUCUGCUACUCAAGGAGAUGGGGCAUUUUUCCAAGCAAAUCUUGGUCUGAGGGAUAGAUAA